UUUAUUCCAUAUUGUUUGUGUUUUUUAUUACAAAAGGAAGAAUAAUUCAUUAAGUAACAAUGGCCACGAUUGCGAAAAGACCUUCUCUUCACAGCAAAUCCAGUGAGCACAACCGCUUAAUAAAAUACGAAAUAGAGAACUUCAUGGAGAUCAGUCGACGCGAUGAGUUUCUGAGUUUUGAUGUAGAAAAAUUGCAACGUAUUCUGGAAUCUGACAAUUUGAAUAUAACUCGUGAGGAAGACGCCUACGUUGCCAUAAAACGCUGGUUCAAUUACGAUGUUUCUGUACGUCAAGAGUCUCUGCCACUUUUAAUAGCUUGCCUCCGGCUUACCCAAGAUAAAUAUGCGGUUCACAAAGCCACGUGCUACUUGUGAGAAAACAUUCCUGGUGGUUUGCCAAUCAGAGAUGAACCACAAGGUGCUGCAAUAUAGCAAAGCUGAGGAUAAGUGGCAAGAAUGUGCGAGUUUAGAAAUCAAUCACACACAUUAUAAUACGAUUUUAAAGGAUGACAAUAUAUAUUUUAUUGGCGGUUAUGACCGUGAAUUGACUAUAAACACAGUAUAAGUCUCCACCAUCAUCAUCCGGAGCCGGAGCUGGAAUAUACGAAUAAGACAUGGCAUAAUUUGCCCGCCAUGAAGCAAGUAAGGUAUGGACAGUGUGUUGUCGAAUUAGAUGGUAAAAUCUACGCGAUUGGUGGUUUUGGGGAUAGCAAGGUUUUGUCGUCAGUGGAAAGAUAUACGCCGUCCCAAGGUUGGGAGGUCGUGAAGAGUUUGAUUAUUGGACGAUUCGAUGCCAAUGCAGAGAUUUUGAAUGGUAAAAUUUACGUAAUGGGCGGACUUAGGGGCUUUCAAUCCUCUAUAAGAUCCGUCGAAUGCUACAAUCCGGAUUCGAAUACUUGGACUUCUUGCGCGGAUAUGAAUGAAUGUCGUGAUAUUCCUUUUGUAAGAGCACAUAAGGGUCAUAUUUAUGUUUUAGACACGUAUUCUGCUAAGAGUAGACAAAGUGUUGAACGUUAUGAUCCUCAGCGAAACAUCUGGUCUAAGAUUUGUUGUUUGAAUGCUGACUGGGCUCGUAUUGCAGGCAUGUCGUUGGACAAUAAGCUAUGGUUUAUCGGCCGCCCUAAGUCUGACGACUGGUCAAGUGUGUCAGUCUAUGACGAGGCUAAUGACCGUUGGGUAAAAAAGUGUUCAUUACCCAAUGUGUACGGAUAUUUCCGUUGUGUUGUGCCUGUAGCCUUACUGUCGUUGAAAUGAAUAAAUAAUGUUAUACAUAUUUUUUUAAAUACAUACAUUUUUUUAUAAG
Molecule: messenger RNA, 1302 nt
Organism: Bactrocera neohumeralis
Lineage: Eukaryota; Metazoa; Arthropoda; Insecta; Diptera; Tephritidae
Product: kelch-like protein 28
Exons: 6
Coding region: 633-1253 (206 amino acids)
Molecular function (GO): protein binding
Source: RefSeq, a predicted model, not a curated record